CUAGGCUACACAGCGUGAGGGAGCGUGACAAUGUUGGAGUUGUUGAUGGAGGCGCUGAACAGAGAUGGCAUUGGCCAUACGUAGUCUGUUAUUCACGAGUAAAUGUCUUUGCGGUUCUUUAAGGUUGCAUCCAUUUAUACUGAACAAUAACAGGUUCUCAGCUUGUCUCCUUAACACUGCAGCCGAGCAGCAUAAUGCAGGGGAUAACUUCCAUGGUGAUGAUACUAAUGAAGAUGAGAGCCAUUCUGUCACCCAUGUCAGAACUGUGGAGAUGAGGGCGAGCAAACUAGAAGAACAAGUUCGGGACCUCACGGAAAGAUUUAAACGUGGCCAGGCAGAUUCUGAAAAUGUACGCAGAAGAACUCAGAAGUUUGUUGAGGAUGCAAAACUUUUUGGGAUUCAGAGCUUUUGCCGUGACUUGGUGGAAAUAGCAGACCUCCUCGACAAACAGACGGCUGCAUUGACAGAAGAAUCAGAGGUCAAAAGACACUCACAGGGGUUGAAACAGGUGCAGGAGAGAUUGCAGGAGGUCUUUACUAAACAUGGGCUGGAGAAAAUGAAUCCAGUGGGAGGCACAUAUGAUCCGUACCAGCAUGAGAUAGUGUGUCACAUGUCAGCUGAGGGGGUAGAGCCUGGCACCAUCACAGUGGUGAAGCAAAAUGGCUACACCCUGCAUGGGCGCACUAUUCGACAUGCACACGUAUGUAUUGCUGUGAAGAGACACAAAUAGUCUACAGAGAUUUCACAUAUGCCAGGGAGACUGGGAAAAGAUGCAGCACUAUGCCACCUUUUUUCAACUGGAUUGAUCACAUGAAUCAUUGGAAAGCACAUUUCUUUAUACUUACUAGUCGUUUUAUUUUUUUAUUUUAUCCCCUUAAUGAAUAUGUUUUUAAUUUUAAAUUCUGGUAUGUCUUACCUACAAUGUUUUGUUGUUGUAAGUGUGAUGUUUUGUGUGGAUACAAAAAAUCAUUUGUUUAUUUCAUUUGAAGGCAUUGUUGUCACCAGUUCUUCAAGAGUCCAAAGACAAUAGAAAAGGCCUAAUUUCCUUAGAGCCUCAGCUGUCCAGAAUGGGCUGUCUAUCUAAUCUAAUAGAUGUUUUUCAUUUCAUUUUUAAAAUGAGAUUAAAGAUUCAAUUAGAUAAUUUAAGUUUACAGUGCAAAUAGGGAGAUCAGUUGAAAUGUGAGAAUACAUAUGCUAGUAAGUAGAUCUUUUUUUACUUAGGCCUAUUACUUCUGUUCAAGUUUUAACAGAAUUUGUUCCUGUUAUCUCCUUUUUUUCUCAUUUGUAUGUUUUAUAGACUUCACAGAUUACUUCUUGUGCAGCUUAAGUCUGUUCACAGUCAAGAAUCCAUCCGUCAAGAGAAUUUUUCAUAACCAUUAUUACUCAAAAUACAGCACAAAUGUUUAGACCGUAUUGCCUUACUGAAAUAGACAUGUUUUUACAAGGUCAUUCACCAGGUGAUAGCAACUGGGGAUGACUCAUACAUUUAUCUGUCCUUCACAUAAAUCAAAAUUAAGCAAAAUUAAUUUAAAGAUGAUAGCAAAGCAGUUGUCUAUUAAAAAAUAAAGUUGUCGUAUAAAAUAAUAAAUUGUUGCGUACUGGUGUUGCUUUAAACAAGUCGUCCACCAGAGGGUAGUGUGCCAUCAAAUACUGUUGGGAGAGUAUCUCCACAGAGUGAAUUUGAGAGCAUAAUGCAGUAUAGUGCAGUAGGUCUAUUUAAAAGUAAUGCUAGUUGUGAUUUAAGAUGUUUAUUAAGGCUCCAAACCUCAGUUCUCUGAAGCUCUCAGGAUGUCCACUAGAGAUUACUUGGAUUGAUCUUCAGGUCUCAAGGUUUGAUGCUUCUCUCUUGUUUGUGGAGGAAACAAGCUGCAUGUUAGCUGUUGAAACUAAUAAACAGACCCCACUUUCUCUCAUCUUUAACCAGGCCCAGAUUCUAGUCACUUGUUUUCUCUCUGUUGACAUUUAAAAUAUUUUAUGUGAAAUGGCCACCAAUAAUCAAGCUCCCUGGCUGUUUGUUGUGUUUUAGCUUGUAUUUUCCCAAGUCAUAUAAAGGCAACAGUGAGAGAUGUGUUUCAAUCUGUUGCAUCGCCCUAACCAGAGGACACUGCAGUAACCGUUGGAAAUGUGCUAUCAAAUUCUUUCUUGGAAUAUUUCCUUGAAAUGUUCAUUGGAUUAGCAUCAUAGUAACUGCAGACCCUGGAGCAAUAUUCAUUUGGAUGGACAUGAUUAAUUGCUGCUUUUGUGCUUUAUUUGGAUCAUUUUCUUUUUUGUCUGGAUUCAUUCUCUCACAAAGUGACAAACAUACUGUGUGUCUAAAGCCAGGAUUUCCAUUCAAUUUGGCCUAGUUUUUUUGGAGAAGACAAACACAAUUUGGAAGAGAGUGUUGGUAUGAAAGUCUUAAAUUGUAAAUUGAUGAGAACACUUGCAGUUUGUUAUUCUGACGAUUUCUGAAUAUUUUGUGAAAUUCUUGACAAAAUGACAAAAAUGUAUUAGGUAUUUUUGUAAUUGUUUUUAUGGUUGUUGUGAUUGUUAAAGAUAUCAUUCUUUACAAACUGUAUGUGAAUUUUGCAUAAAGAGGAAACUGAGAAGUA
Molecule: messenger RNA, 2591 nt
Organism: Alosa alosa (allis shad)
Lineage: Eukaryota; Metazoa; Chordata; Actinopteri; Clupeiformes; Clupeidae
Gene: grpel2
Product: GrpE-like 2, mitochondrial
Exons: 4
Coding region: 65-730 (221 amino acids)
Biological process (GO): protein import into mitochondrial matrix; protein folding
Cellular component (GO): PAM complex, Tim23 associated import motor
Molecular function (GO): protein-folding chaperone binding; adenyl-nucleotide exchange factor activity; protein homodimerization activity
Source: RefSeq, a predicted model, not a curated record